This is a messenger RNA of Zingiber officinale, 2534 nucleotides long. Its product is annotated as protein NPGR1-like. The transcript is spliced from 6 exons. The record is from RefSeq and is a predicted model, not a curated record. Lineage: Eukaryota; Viridiplantae; Streptophyta; Magnoliopsida; Zingiberales; Zingiberaceae. The coding region runs from base 223 to 2358 and encodes 711 amino acids. Gene Ontology annotation, molecular function: protein binding.
AAUUUGUUUUUUGUUUUAAUUUUUUUAAAAUAAAGUAAGAAGGCGUUUUAGCCUCACUGCGCUGUGGGUGUGCAAGGCUCCGAUGGCAUUGGUGAAGCAGACAAGAUCUUACUGGACGAUCGCCGAACCUGUCGUUUAUCCGCAGAUUUGAGCUGUUGGAGGCCGGAAGCGAGCGAUUGCUUUGAGCCACAUUGCGUCCGGGGAGGGCAAGCCGGCGACGCCAUGCUCUGCGCCUGCUCCGGGGAGCAGUCUCGGUUCGAGGAGGAGCGGGUGCCGUCGCCGCAGGAGUCGCUUGCGACGAGGGACUACUCCGCCGCUGGCCGCUCCUCGAGAUCAGGUGGCGACUUUGACUCCAAGAUCGAUGAUAGCCAGGUCGACGAUGUUGUCGAGUCCACCCUCAGGGAGACCCUCUCCUUGAACUACGAGGAAGCGCGGGCGUUGCUUGGGAGAUUGGAGUAUCAGAGGGGAAACUUCGAUGCUGCGCUGCAGGUCUUCCAAGGGAUCGAUGUCCAGGGUUUGCGGCCGAAGAUGGUUAGGGCCAUCUCCGAGAGGACUCGACCACGGCAGGUUCGCCGAAGAGGAGAUUGCGUGAUGGGUAAUGUCAUGUCGAUGCACUCAGUUAGCCUGCUCAUAGAAGCAAUGUUGCUCAAGUCCAAAUCUUUAGAGGGGCUCAGUCGAUUUAAAGAUGCUGCACUUGACUGUAAAACCAUUCUUGACAUUAUUGAAUCUUCUUGGCCUCAUGGCAUACCUGUGGGAAUUGGAGAUGAUAGCAAGUUGAGAGAGAUGGUUUACAAAGCUCUAGAAUUGUUUCCCAAGCUCUGGAUGCAGGCAGGCUUUCUGGAGGAAGCAAUUGCUGCAUAUCGACGAGUACUUAUGAAGCCGUGGAAUCUAGAAAUCAAUAGGUGGGCAAGUUUACAGAAAGACCUGGCAGUAGCUUUGCUCUAUGGUGGUGCUGAAGUUAGCCUGCCUCCACAAAUUCAACAAAUGUGGGGUAAUAAUGUGCCUUCAUCUAACAUAGAGGAGGCAAUUCUUUUGCUUCUGAUACUCAUGAGAAAGGUUGCCUUACAGGAAAUUAGUUGGGAUCCUGAGGUCAUGAACCAUCUCAUGUAUGGCCUGUCAUUGACUGGACAAUUUGAACUUUUAUCUGGUUAUGUGGAACAGAUUUUGCCUGGUAUCUAUGACCGAUCUGAGAGAUGGUAUGUUCUUGCACUUUGUUGUCAUGCUGCUGGUCUGGACGAUGAUGCAUUAAACCUACUAAGGAAGGCACUGUAUCACUCUGAAAGAAAACAGAAGCCCCAUAUUCCAUCACUCAUUUUAGGCGCUAAGUUGUGCAGUAAACAUCCAUUGCAUGCAUGGGAAGGGGCAAACUAUGCAAUCAAGGCAACUGAAAUUUCCCAAAAUCAAAAGCAUUAUCUUGGCAUUGCCAGCCACUUUCUUGGAAUAUGUUAUGGAUACUGCGCUAGAAUAUCUGUGUCCAAUUCCCAAAGGCAACAAUUACAGAAUGAAUCUUUGAAGAAACUUCAACAUGCUGUGAGCGUUGAAAAGAAUGAUCCUGAGGUGAUAUAUAGUCUUGCAAAGGAGAGUGCAAUGCAAUGCAACCUUCCUGUAGCAUUAGAAAAUGCAACAAAAUAUCUUGAUAUGAUUGCUGGAUGCUCAGGGAGUGGGUGGAAGCUUUUAGCUCUUAUAGUAUCAGCAGAACAAAACUUGAAGGAAGCUGAAGCAAUAGUUGACCUAGCUAUCUUUGAGAGUGCAACAAUGGAUCAGUUGGAAUUCUUGCAUCUAAAAGCUCUACUCCAGACUGCUCAACGACAACCAAAGAAUGCCAUUGAGACAUACAGAAAUCUACUAGCAAUAAUCGAAGCAAAGAAAAAUUUUCAGAAAUGGAACUUGAUUUCUGAGGUCAAAGCAGUAAAAGAUCUAGAAAUGGAAGCAUGGUUAGGAUUAUCGUCAGUUUAUACAAAACUUGGGUCGUGGAAUAAUUCUUAUGUUUGUUUAGACAAAGCCAAUUCCGUUGUUCCACUCUCUCCAAAAUGCUGGCAUUCUAAAGGGAAAUUGCUGGAAGCUCAAUCAUUGGAAGAAGAGGCCUUGAUUGCCCUUUUGGUUUCUCUCUCGAUCGAACCAGAUUAUGUUCCUAGCAUGGUCUCGAUUGCAGCAAUUUUGAGGUCACGUGGAGACAAGUCGCUGGCAAUCUCAAGAAGCUUACUAAUGAAUGCGUUGCGUCUAGAACCUACAAACCAUGAAGCAUGGUUGCAUCUGGGAUCCAUCUCAAAGGUUCAAGGCUCACUGCAUCAAGCUGCUGAUUGUUUUCAAGCAGCUUAUGAGCUGAGUCAAUCCUCCCCUGUGCAAAGAAUUGUAUAAGAUUUUUUUUUUCCUUUCCGUCUGGUGUAUGUGAAGUAUUCCGCAGGAUAUCGAGAAUAUAAUGUAGUCGAAGUUAUGACUGAUUGAAUCGACAAACAUUUGCAUCUAGUUUGUUUGGUUUCUGCCCCUUUUUUCAAGAAAUCCACCAGCUACUAACUAGGUCAUUUAUGCUCACA